UUUGACUGUUUUUGACAGAUGAUAAAGUAUCCUUCGUGCGAACGACCAAUCCGUCCCAGAAAAGCCACUCCUAUUAUUGAAUUUUAAAAAAACAAAUCUGUAUUGUGUCGCGAGAAAUGUAGCUAAGUGUUCAUUGAAUGAAAUCGUAAAAGUGAAAUGGCCUAGUCGUAUGUGAAGUGACCGAAAUCAAUCAAAAUGAGUGGGCGAUCGGGUCGUGGUGUGUUCGGGAAGCUUUUCUCUAAGAAGCAACACAAGGAACGAGAUGAGAGAGCUACGGAGAUCGGGAUGCCUACAAACGUGAAACAACAUCUACACGUUAGUAAAAAUUCCGAGACUGGUAUGUUAGAAGGUCUGCCAACGGCAUGGCUGCGACUCAUAAAUACACAAAUUACGGCGGCCGAACAAAGCGAAAACCCUGAUGCUGCCAUCCAGGCCGUGAAAUUCCACAUGUACACGAUAAAAAAGGAAAAAGCGCAAGAUGAACCAUUCAAACCUUUUGUUACGCAAGAAGUCAUUACUGAAGAGGAUAUAGAGAUUGAGAAGCUUUUGGAUCACAAGAAAGCACAUCAAAGCCAGGAUUCGGACCUGUCUAUUGGCCAGAGCAGUGAGGAGGAAACUACACACUACAAUGCACCUUCAGAAAGACAGACAAUGCCCAUAUCUCCGUCCAAACACAGCCUUAAAAAGAAAGAUGCACUAAUGGACAUGGCGGCUGUAGUCCAAGAUUUGACACUCAUUGGUGAUGACAAUGACGAAAGCCCAAUGCUUCGGAAGAAGGAGCUGAGUUAUUCUAAACUCUCCGAUGAAGAAAUAUAUGAAGAGUUGAAGAGAAUCUGCAAUAAGGAUGAUCCCUAUGUUAGAUUUGAAAAAAUCAAACAACUUGGUGCUGGUGCUUCUGGUGUCGUGUUCAUUGCCAUAGACAGCAAAGACAAUUCAAGAGUCGCCAUAAAGGACAUUGACCUAACAAAACAGUCCAAGAAGGAAUUAAUACUCAAUGAAAUCAACGUACUCAAGGGGUUCCACCAUAAGAACCUUGUGAAUUUCCUUGACGCAUUCCUAAGCUAUGAUCAUUUGUGGGUUGCCAUGGAACUUCUCGAUGGAGGUUCUCUCACGGACGUCGUAACUGAAGUGGUCAUGAAAGAAGGACAGAUAGCUGCUGUGUGCCGGGAAACCCUGCAGGCCGUCGCUUUCCUCCACUCUAAAGGUACAAUCCAUAGGGACAUUAAAUCCGAUAAUGUCCUACUCGGAAUGGAUGGGACCGUCAAAGUAACUGAUUUCGGUUUCUGUGCGAACAUCGUUGGUGAUGAGAAACGACAGACCAUGGUCGGCACGCCGUAUUGGAUGGCGCCCGAAGUGGUUACCAGGAAGCAGUACGGGAAGAAGGUGGACGUUUGGUCCCUUGGUAUAAUGGCGAUCGAAAUGAUCGAAGGCGAACCGCCAUACAUGAAAGAGACGCCUUUAAGGGCGCUGUACCUGAUCGCGGCUGUCGGGCGCCCGAAAAUACCACGUUGGGGAGAGCUGUCCCCGAAAUUCCAGGACUUCUUGGAUAAAUGCCUCCAAGUUGACGUGGACAUGAGAGCAUCCGCCGAAGAAUUACUAGAACAUCCCUUCCUGGAGUGCGCAAUGGAACUGAGGACUCUUACGCCCCUCAUCAAAGCCGCCCAGAAAAUAUUGCACAAGUGCUACGAUUAAAACCGGUAAUUGAUUUUUGCCCCGUUGCGUGUUCCACAAUACGGAAUAUUCAAGUUUUAUAGUGUUUUACAAAACUUUGCUACGUAUUAUUAUACAUUUUUUUUGUAAGAAUUUUUCAAAUUGGUGCCAAUUUCUUUUAUUUUUAAAGAACGACGUAUAAGUUUUGUUCGAAUUGCCAAAAUUAAUGAGAUUCAUCUAAGAAUCUUGAAUGUUCAUUUUGAAUCGAAACCUGUAGAUUUUUUUUAACAAUAACCAAUAAGUCACGUUCGGGUUUUUCUUAUCACUGGCCCGUGAUAUGAUAUCUCCUAAUAGAUAUUGUUAAAAUACGUCACAUUAAACAUCUAACAGCCUGGCCACGGGACAUUCGCCGAUGCGAAUAUUCGCGCGGUGCGAACGGCGAAGCGUCUAGCGACUAAAACAAGCGCAUAGAAAUGUACCUAACAAGCCACGCGCACCGGCGACCGGCGAAGCGACCGGCGGAAUGUACCGAGCGAAUCGCGCGAUGCGGCGGGCGAGCAAAACAAAUGCAUGAAUACGGACGGCGCGAGCCACGGAGUCGAGCGGUAGUCGCGGCGAAUAGUGCAGUGAUUAAAUGAGUUUAGUUGUUUUCGCCGCGAAAAAUUAACGCCGAAAUUUUUAUAUUUUUUAUUUAUUUUUUAUUUAUUUUUUAUUUUAUAUUUUUAAAGUCGUCGUGGCCUAACGGACGUCCGGUGCAAUCGUGUUGAGCGAUGCACCGGUGUUCGAAUAUCAGGCGGGUACCAAUUUUUGUAAUGAAAUACGUACUCAACAAAUGUUCACGAUUGAUUUCCACGGUGAAGGAAUAACAUCGUGUGAUAAAAAUGAAAUCUUCAAAAUAAUAAUUUGCGUAAUUACUGGUGGUAGGACCUCUUGUGAGUCUACACGGGUGGGUACUACCACCCUGCCUAUUUCUGCCGUGAAGUAGUAAUGCGUUUCGGUUUGAAGGGUGAGGCAGCCAUUAUAACUAUACUUGAGACCUUAGAACUUAUAUCUCAAGGUGGGUGGCGCAUUUACGUUGUGGAUGUCUAUGGGCUCCAGUAACCACUUAACACAAGGUGGGCUGUGAGCUCGUCCACCCAUCUAAGCAAUAAAAAAAUAAAAUAGCUGAAAUACUAGCUAGACCAGCUAUUUGGAAGUCUAGCCACCCAAAGUAUUUCUCGUACUUCUUGUGGAAUUCUCCAUCUAUAGGUAUACUCCGAUUCUUAUUCAAAUCAUGUACUUCACAAUCUUUUCCAAAUAAUAGGUCCUGAACCAAAAAACUAUUAAUUUGUAAGCAAUAUCGAGAUAAUUUCGAUAUAGACAUUUCGCUGUCGGACUUCCUUACUAGUCGCGGCGGCGAACGUGAGUACCCGUGGCCUGCAAACGGUGCUGCGCGAAUGGUCGCCUCGCCCACCGCUUCGCUGUUCGCACCGCCGAUCCCCGUGGCCAGGCCGUAAGGCGGCGAAAUAAACAAGGAAUCUACCUAAAAUCAUGUACAACAAGAUGCCAUAAUCAAAAGUAAUAUUACAAUAGUUCAAUAAAAUCGAUUUCAUAAAAUAUUUAAUAUAAUUCUGAACGUUUCCCUCUUUUUAUUUAACAUCGACAACUUUGUAUAUCUUAUCGCCUACGCUGGUUGCCGACGAUAAGUAAGAUAUCGUUUGCUUUAUUCUUUAUAAAUUCGAUGGAACUAUUUAAAAAAAAAAAAAAAACCGUUUAGGUGCAUGUAAUAGGAAUUAAGAAACAUUAAUUGGGUAUUUGACUGAAAUAAGUACGUUUAGUUACUGAGAACUUUCUAGAAAUUCUAAAAAUAUCAAAAUCUGAAAUCGACUUUCAAAAUUAAAUUCACUGAAUGAUAUUCGAAUAUUAAAUGUAUUUUUCCCCCCAAUAUUGUACACGGGAUAAAAAGUCUUGUAUUCAGUCGUAAAAUGGCAAUAAUAAAUCAGACUUUUACGCGAUGCUAUUUAGAUAUCGCUUCUACACGAAUAUUUGUACAAGUAACAAACUCCGUAAAAUGAAGUCAGAUACCCGAAACACCAAAAAUGUACAUAAAUGAAAUCGUAUUUUUAGCUAGUCUUAUUUUUGUAUCAGUUUUAUAUUUAAAAAAAAAAAAGUAUUUUUAUAUUUCAUAGAUUAUAAUUAUUUUUACGUUUACAACCAAAUAGAAAUGUAAUGGUUCAGGUGUCAUUUUUUCGACAAAACCUUUUUUUUUUUUCGUUCACACAUUCCUCUUUGAAAUAUUAUGCAUUUUACUUUCACGAAUUCAUUGACUUCUCACAAGACUGUUUUAAUGUAUUUGAUAAAAAAAAAAGCGUUAUAAUUUUACAAAUUAAACAUUCUACAAAUUCAUAUAUUUUUAAGUUUAUUAUUAUUAUGUAAUGUUCAUUUCCUAUGUAAUUUUACGUUUAAUAGUAUUUAUGUAAUACGCAACGAAUUAUUUGUACAUGUACGUACGUACCUUAGAAGUGCGCCAAGUAUUUUUUUGAAAUACCGCCAAAAUCUGUCUUUGUCUCAUGAAUUAAAAUAAAAUUUGAUCACCAGCGGCAGGGCGUGGUAUGGGACUAUCCUUGUAGACGUCAAAGGGUAGAUUAGUGAGAAUUAUAAUGCAAUUACGUUCUAGUAUUUAAAACGAAAUUAUUCGUCAGUUUGCCUAUCUAUACAAAUAAAAAAGUUAAAAUUUAUGAAUUUAAAACAUUUAUUUCUUUAUUUAACUUUAUGCACAAAAGCACAGUGGUGGAACUAAUGCCUGAGGCAUUCUCUACCAAUCAACCAAGGAUGCUGUAGAGUCCAGUGGUAGGUGCAUCAUGAAAGCCUCAAGUUGAUUGAAUAUUGCCGCGUUAAAAAGUCUCUGAUAUUGAAGUCGCCAAGUCGUCUACGCCUCGCUAAUUGUCAUCUCAAAUCGAAAUAAACUUUAGAGAGAGUAUUAUUUAUUGUACGCCAAAAAAAAACCAAUGCGAAACAUUAAAUACUUAACAGUACAAUUGGCGGUCUUUAUCGCUAAGAGCGAUCUCUUCCAGACAUAAACUUUAUAAAAUAUAUUGAACAAUAACUCAAAAAUCAUUUGUUUCCGUAUCAACAUUUUUUUUUUAUAUAUGCACUACCGAAUAACAAGGAAAUUAACUACGACUUUAAUACGUGCAUGUAUUUCCCUGUACGCUGUGUAUCGUGUCACCGGGCUGUUGGUAAAAACUUUAUUUGGCGUCAAUCUGAGGAUAUUUUAAGCUACAUUGACGUAUAACCAUUCAGUUUUCCCGCUCAACCUAAGAUCGCAUCCAAUCGCCGAAAUCGCCGGUUUUCGAGGUUAUGAGGAAAAUAUAGGAAAGUCAACUUGGUUGUUGCUAUAUGCUAAUAUGCUUUGCUGCAGUUUACCGUUGGUAGUAAACUUAUUUAUAUUAUUUUCCGUUAAUAUUAUUUUCUAUUCUAUCAGUAUUAAACUCUACAUCGCUUAUAUGAAUCGGAUCACUAUACAUACCCAAACCGCGAACCUUUAAAUACGAACAAUAAAGAGUACCUAUGAUGUGUGCAUCAAAAUAGAUUAAUGAUCAAAUUUUAAUUUUCCUUCAUCGACGAAGACCCUUGCAUUUGGAGUUACACGAAAAAAAAAAGUGAAAUCUUGUUAUUUGUCAACAAGCGUUCAAAGCAGUCGUGAAAAAACGAUUUAUGAGUCUUUUUUUUUAAAGUUUCAUUGAAUUCCCGUUUUUUUUCACAAUUCCUGGGGAAUCUUCAAUAUCUUAAACUGUCAUGGUGUCUUUAUUUUAAUUAUUUCACCGGCUUUGUGUAUUCACUGUGUAAUAGAGUACCAAAUGUGCCUGCUUGAUGGAAUGUAGGUAGUUAUAAGUUAAGUUUAAGCUUUAACAGAAUACGCGACGGUUGUGACGUAUAUUCUAAUCGAGUUUAUGAUGUGUUCACGUCAUACAUACUAACUGUCUGAUCUUUGCUCUUUGGUAUGAAACAGCGAAUAGAGUUCACUUUAAACUUUUACUAUGAUAAUUAUCGAAGGGAAUAUCUUGAAUUCAAAGUGUAUAAUUUUUUAUAUCUAAGACCCAAAUUAAUUCCGAAAACAUAGUUUCGAGACGUUUCCAAAUGUAGAUCGCAACUUUGAAUAGAUUCGGUGCUAUGCUUGAUAAAUUAAAUAUAUAAUCACAAAAUUGUUCAUAAGGCGCUAUAUAUAAACUUUAUUGAUCGAGUGUAAAUUAUGAAUGAACAUGAAAUUUGUGGGUGACGAGUAAUCGAGCUUCGUUCUAUCAAAGGUUAAGGAUUUAGGUACAAUUAGUUUGAAUUGUCUCAAGUCUAUGAUCAAAAGUUGGAAUGAAAAUGGCAUAGAUGUAGUAGUAACUACUCAUGUCGCGUUCUGUGAGAACAGUUAGUAUGAACUGAACCUCAUUAUGACUUCUGUGCUUAAUGCGAGUUUUUUAACGUUCUCAAAUAGCGUUUUUUUUCUUUUCUUACCUAAGCUGAUAGCCUUGAGUGUCUAUAUCAGCGUAGCCUAAACUAGUAGGUGAGCUCACGGGGCUCAAACCUGAUGACGUUGCUAACACGAACCCUAGCAAGAGCCAUGCUUCACAGAAUCUACCACCGGAUCGGAAACGCGACCCACUGAGAAGAUCCGGCGAGAAACUCAGUGGGCUGUGUCUGAGGGUUUAUUUACUCGUCGAGCCCUUCGUCGCAAGCGACGGGUUCGACGAGAACGAUGACCGGUGCUUGAGGUACCUAAAAGCACUAGUGGAUCAGGAGGAUCCGAAAUGACGUUUUGUCUCGAUAGCGUAAAAGUUAACUCAAAUUUGUAUGGAGUUGGAACGUUUGCCAACUUUUGCCGCUAGGGGCGCUGUUCCAACUGCAUACAAAUUUAAGUUAAUUUUAACUCUAUCGAGAACGUUAAUAAACUCGCACUAAGCACAUUGGUCCCCUAUAAUAGGAUAAUACGCAAUGUGACGUCACAAUAAGUUUCAUCCCUUAUGUUAUAACUGAGUCGCGCAACGAACCACUGUAUGCUAGAUACGCUGUAGUACAUAAGUUAUAUAUUAUACACACACCAAUGACACUUUUUGAACGUUAUAUCGAUAUAAUAUUUGCCUAUUAAAUUAUUUUUGUAAAAUGGU
Molecule: messenger RNA, 6785 nt
Organism: Bombyx mori (domestic silkworm)
Lineage: Eukaryota; Metazoa; Arthropoda; Insecta; Lepidoptera; Bombycidae
Gene: Pak3
Product: serine/threonine-protein kinase PAK 3
Exons: 2
Coding region: 196-1692 (498 amino acids)
Biological process (GO): protein phosphorylation; regulation of axonogenesis; regulation of MAPK cascade
Cellular component (GO): cytoplasm
Molecular function (GO): ATP binding; protein serine/threonine kinase activity
Source: RefSeq, a predicted model, not a curated record